Messenger RNA from Protopolystoma xenopodis, 399 nucleotides. Lineage: Eukaryota; Metazoa; Platyhelminthes; Monogenea; Polystomatidea; Polystomatidae. The record is from the annotation of a GenBank genome assembly.
AUGAAGUCUCUUACUCGUUGCUUUGAUACCUUAUUAGGGACAACGAACCUACAUUUAGACAUUUCUGAUGCAGUAAACGUGAUGCUUUACGUGGGAGUUGCUCAUGGCGACUCGGACGAGAAUGCUGGGUCCACUGGAAAAUCUGGUUUGGAAGCUUUGCACACUUCGUCACGAGGCAAAGGGGGCUCUGGCUUUAGGUCGGCUAACAAUGAAGUUGGCACCGAGUCUAAUUCCAACCAGCAAUCCGAAUCAGGACUUUCUGCCGAGAUUGCUGCUGUGCUGGAAGCAAUGCAGAGGGCUCGGGUCGACGAGGCAUCCCUGCUACGAGCUACCCAGUCACCUGGCCAGGACCAAGUCAAGGACACCCCAGAUCGACAGAGUUUAUCGACCCAGGGUUAG